Messenger RNA from Entelurus aequoreus (snake pipefish), 1418 nucleotides. RefSeq names its product general transcription factor IIH, polypeptide 2 (gene gtf2h2). The record is from RefSeq and is a predicted model, not a curated record. Gene Ontology annotation, biological process: regulation of transcription by RNA polymerase II; DNA-templated transcription; nucleotide-excision repair. Gene Ontology annotation, molecular function: zinc ion binding. Gene Ontology annotation, cellular component: transcription factor TFIIH core complex; transcription factor TFIIH holo complex. The transcript is spliced from 15 exons. The coding region runs from base 157 to 1314 and encodes 385 amino acids. Lineage: Eukaryota; Metazoa; Chordata; Actinopteri; Syngnathiformes; Syngnathidae.
GCAGGAAGUACGAAAUUAUUCAAAAUAGGCGGACACUUUUCGCUGGGCUGCUGUUUCCGCAGGAAGUAUAAAGUGAUGCACAGCUGCUUGAAUCGUGUAAUAGGAGAAUAAACGUCAAUUUUCUCUUUCAUCGCAGUGCAAAUACAAAUCUAGUUCAUGAUGGAAGACGAGCCAGAGAGAGCAAAGCGCUGGGAAGGUGGUUAUGAGAGAACAUGGGAAGUGUUGCAGGAGGAUGAAUCAGGAUCACUCAAAGCUUCUGUGGAGGAGAUCCUGUUCCAGUCCAAAAGGGAAAGAAUUCUUAAAAGCUGUGCUCAAGUGAGACUUGGAAUGAUGCGUCAUCUUUAUGUGGUGAUUGACUGUUCCAGAACUAUGGAGGACCAAGACCUAAAACCUAACCGCCUUACUGCCACUCUCAAGCUGAUGGAAGCGUUCGUUGCGGAGUACUUUGAACAAAAUCCCAUCAGUCAGGUAGGAAUCAUCAUCACAAAGAACAAAAGGGCUGAGAAGCUCACAGACCUUGCAGGAAACCCCAAGAAGCACAUUUUAGCUCUGAAGAAGGCAGUUGACACAGUUUGUGGAGGAGAACCGUCCUUGUUCAAUUCCCUCAGCUUGGCUUUGCAAACCCUCAAACACAUGCCUGGACACACAAGCCGGGAGAUUCUCAUCAUCCUCAGCAGUCUCACCACAUGUGACCCAGCCAACAUCUACGAGAUGAUUCAGAGCCUAAAGUCAGUGAAGGUGCGUGUGUCUGUGAUUGGCCUGUCAGCAGAGGUGCGGGUGUGUACCAUGUUGACCAGGGAGACAGGAGGGUCCUACCAUGUGAUCCUGGAUGAGAACCAUUUCAAAGAUCUGCUGCUGAUGCUGCAUGUGAAACCUCCUCCUGCCAGCUCCUCGUCUGAAUGCUCCUUAAUUCGCAUGGGGUUUCCUCAGCACACCAGCUGCUCUCUGACUGACCAGGAUGCCAAACCUUCCUUCAGCAUGGCUGUGUUAGAUGGCAGCAGUGAUCCAGCUCUGUCUCUUGGAGGAUACUUCUGUCCUCAGUGUCACGGCAAUUACAUGGAACUACCUGUGGAGUGUAAAGUCUGUGGUUUGACGCUGGUGUCGGCCCCUCACCUCGCUCGAGCGUUCCACCACCUCUUCCCGCUGCAUGUCUUCUUGGAAAGUGCCGCAGCAGAAAACAGGUUCUGCCAUUCUUGUCAGGGACCAUUGAAAGAUAAAAGUAUGUUGACGUGUCCCACGUGUCACAACAUCUUCUGUAUGGACUGUGAUGACUUCAUCCACGACUCCUUGCACUGCUGUCCUUCUUGUCUUUGACCAAACCAAGAACAAUAUUGUUUUGCCAUUCAAGGCAUUUUCUUCAUAGACAACUCCGAAGUAAUCAUGAUUCGUCGCAAAUAAAUAUCAUUUUGCAUCAAUAA